AUGGCCCGAUGGCCGAGCGAUAGCGGCACCACCUGCAAUCCUACUUGUGCAUUCAAUGCAUCGGCUCGCAAGCGCAUCUACUUACGCUCAGUCCUCGUGCUGACGCCUACAGGGAUUGAAAGACUGCACGAUUGGGACCUACGCCUACGAGUCGCAACACCAAACGACGACGACGACGACGACGACGACGACGACGACGACGACGACGACGACGACGACGACAUGUCGGAUGUCUUGCUCGUUCACGAAGCCCGUUCGGAUUGCUGCCACGGCGUUCGAAAUUUGCAUCGUCAUCCCGACGAGGGCUGA
This is a messenger RNA of Drechmeria coniospora, 309 nucleotides long. RefSeq lists its product as uncharacterized. The record is from RefSeq and is a predicted model, not a curated record. Lineage: Eukaryota; Fungi; Ascomycota; Sordariomycetes; Hypocreales; Ophiocordycipitaceae. The transcript has 2 exons. Bases 1 to 309 code for a protein of 102 amino acids.